ACGACAAUUAGCAUCCGUCCAUCUGUCAAAUUAAAGACAAAAAAUUCGCUAACGAAUCCCUUUUAACUCAUCUUUAUGAGUUAAUUCGAAUCGAUUUGGGCUAAUGUAGAGUCCAGGCUAAAGAAACAAGUUGGUGUUUGAUGUGAAUUUAACCUAAAAAUAAAAACAUUUUUGCGAAGUAAUCGGCGUGUUAUGGCCUCCGGAAGACAAUUCGGGACGACGAACGGUCCCAAUUCGGCUCGACAAAAACGCUUUUCAAUCGAUGACGCGUUCGAGGAAGAAACCGAUGAAGCGAUUAAAGUGUACGGAGCAACAACGACGAUGUCCCCGGUUGGGUCUGUUGUGGGAGUUGCGAAUAUCGAUGGGAAUAAUACUAAUUCACGGAAUUAUCGGUUAGUUAACGAUGGUUCUCGCGAUUCCGACUCGUUAAUCCAAGAUUUUUACGAUGGCUCACACCAAGAUCCUUCGAUAUCGCGAUCUUGUUUUCGACACCCGAAGGUGCGUGAAAAUUGGAGGAUGGUGCUUGCGGCGACGACGCUUUUAGUGAUCGGAUUGGGGUUAUUAGGGACUGGGAUUUUAGCGUUGGCGGAGCCGCAAGCUGGGCUGCAGGGUGCCGUCUUUUUAAUAGCCGGGUUUAUUUGUUUCGUCCCAGGGGCUUAUCACGUUGUUUAUAUUUAUUUGGCCGCUAAAGGACGUAGGGGUUAUCAUUUUCAUAAUUUACCAUUAUUUACUUAGAUAAAGGAAGUAAUUGUAUGAGGAAUAAUAAUAAGAUGGAAGAAGUUAUUAAGGUUAGGUUCUUUUGUGAUAUUUGCAAUAAUGGUGAAGAAGAGCUCUCUUUGGUUUUAAUUUUUAACUUUAUUUUUAUAAAGCGGAGGUUAAGUUAAGUUGAAUCUCAAAGAAAAGACUUAAAACGAUGAUAAUAAAAGUAAUUAAGUAACGUAAUAAGUGAAGAAGAUUAAUUAAUUUCUUUUCUGUUGUGGUUGUGUGUUUCUAACCUCAAAAAAAAUUAAAUUUAAAAGGAUUAAAUUUAAAAUUUGUAUAUUACUAGAACGUAUUGAUUUAAUUAAUUUAUGAGAGGACUACGUAAGUAAUUGUAACAAUAAAAUAUUUUAAAAUAUGAAAAAAAACUUUUUUUCGAGAACAAUGCUUUUAAUAAUUCUAUUUAUUCAACUUAUUAAAUAAUCUUAUUUGCACAA
Messenger RNA from Onthophagus taurus, 1196 nucleotides. RefSeq names its product transmembrane protein 134. Lineage: Eukaryota; Metazoa; Arthropoda; Insecta; Coleoptera; Scarabaeidae. The record is from RefSeq and is a predicted model, not a curated record.